This is a messenger RNA of Lucilia sericata (common green bottle fly), 1772 nucleotides long. RefSeq lists its product as uncharacterized. Lineage: Eukaryota; Metazoa; Arthropoda; Insecta; Diptera; Calliphoridae. The record is from RefSeq and is a predicted model, not a curated record. Bases 115 to 1683 code for a protein of 522 amino acids. The transcript is spliced from 2 exons.
AGUUCUCCGGGACAAAUAUUAAAAGUGCUUAAUGAUUGUGGCAUAUCGCAUAUAUCUUUUAGAAACAAAUUUCGCACUGCGCCUCUAGAAAUACUCAAAGAUGAUGGCAUAAUCAUGUAUUUGGUAAUGGUACUACGAGACAUAUCUCAAACCGUUCAGUUAACUUUUCUACGCAGAAGAUCAGCCUCCAAAUAUUUAACCUUCAUAUUCCUUAUGAUAGAAGAUUCUCAGUCCGUAACGCCGGAAUGGCUGGAAAAUACUUUUGAAAAUUUUUGGAAUAUGCGUCUUUUAAACGUAGCCGUCAUUUGUCAUUAUGGUGGUAAAUUACACAUACAUCGUUAUGAUCCCUUUCUCAAACGACUAUUGCCGGAAACAGAAGCCAAGGAACGAUAUCAUAAUCUCACAGUUAGAGAUAUAUUUCCCCAAAAUAUUUUGAAUAUGAGAGGUAAACCUUUGCGUAUGUGUAUGUAUCAAGAUGGUAUACGUUCGUUUUAUAAUCACCGCGACCAAUUAAUAGGAUCAGAUGGUUUAAUGUCGGGCUAUUUGGCAGAACGUUUAAAUGCUACGCGCAUUAUAAAUUGGGUAAAACCCUAUGGCAAUACCUCGAUUACUAAUGAUAUUUGCUUUAGAGAAAUUGUCGAGGAAAUCGAUGACGUUUCGGUGAAUAUAAGAUUCUUAUCUUUGCAAUCCUUUUACAAGAGGGCGGAAUAUACUAUAGUACAUAGUCGAGAUGAUUUGUGUGUCAUGGUGCCGAAAGCAAAAAUUGCCUCCUCAUUUUGGAAUCUAUUUCGCUCGUUUAAUAUGGGAGUAUGGUUUACAAUUUUAUCCACCAUAAUAUUUGCCUGUGGAUUUUGUCUUAUAAGCUAUAGAAGAAUAUGUUUCAAUAGUAAAUUUAUUUUACAAUUGUAUGCCUGCAUAAUAGCCAUGCCUUUUCUAAAGCUACAUCGGCCCACCUCUUUACGUAUUUUUCUGUGCGUUUGGCUGGUAUAUGGCAUGUUAAUAUCGGCUGCUUUUAAAGGUAAUCUCACGGGUAAUUUGGUGGAUCGCCAGUAUUUGCCGGAUGUUAAUACUAUGAAGGAUUUAGUCGAGAGUCCUUAUCAUAUGGCCGUUUUGCCACGUCAUCUAAAACACAUACACCGCUACAUAGAUAUUAAGAAUAUGUAUGGAGCCAUGUUGAAAGACAAAUUAACCGAAAUACCCGAUUUACAAUUCAAGUAUUUGAUAGAAAUGAAUAACUUGUCCUAUGCCUAUUUGCAAAAAUAUCAUGUUUCAGUAUUUCAUGUCAAUUCGAGAAAACAUUCCAAUAGGGGUCAACCUCUUUUUCAUGUUAUGGAACAGUGUAUUGUUCCAUUUCAUGCGGUUUAUAUUGUGCCUUAUGGUUCACCGUAUUUGGGUUUUAUUAACACGUUAAUACGUAAUGCUCAGGAAUUUGGUUUCAUUAACUAUUGGGAUCGUUUAAUGAAUGCGGCGUUUCGCAGCUCUAGGAGAAGUAUUUCCCGUAAAAGACGUUCUGAAGAUGAUGAACCAGUAGUCCUUAAGUUGAGACAUUAUCAGGCAGUAUUUUGUUUCUUAUUUUUUGGGUUGGCUGUGUCGUCGAUAUGUUUUCUCUUUGAGUUGUUGUUGACGUCAGAGUUUAGGCAAAAGUGCAAAAGUUUUUAUGAGUUUUUAAAUCUUGAUGUUUAACUUUAGGAACAGAAUGUUUUAAGUUUUAGUGAAUGAUUUCCCGUGCUUAAAAUCUCUAAAAAUGCCUCUAAAAAUAAAGAAUUCUUGGU